Molecule: messenger RNA, 381 nt
Organism: Ichthyophthirius multifiliis
Lineage: Eukaryota; Ciliophora; Oligohymenophorea; Hymenostomatida
Exons: 2
Source: RefSeq, a predicted model, not a curated record
AUGAAACCUGAAUAAAUAUAAGAUAUACUUCCAAUAGUAAAGACAAAAGAAGAAGUUUAUUAAGAAAUGAGAUUAAGAUAUAAAAAUUCUUGGAAAAGUCCUGGAUAUAAAAACGAUGAAUUUAGUAAACCAACAUGUUUAAGGGGAAAUGUUUUGAGCGAAUGGUAAUACGAAAGAUGUUUUUUAGCAGAAAGAUCAUACAAACAUCCAAAAUAAUUUAAAGGAUUUAAAGGAUCUAUUUUUAGUAGAGAAUUUCCAGAACCUAGUGAUAAAGGAUUAUCUUAAUAAAUUUAGAAAUAUUUGUAAAUAUAACAAUAAAACACCAAGACUAUAGAUAUAGGCCUUCUAAAUAUGGAAAACAAAACUAGAUUUGAAGCUUGA